Messenger RNA from Hordeum vulgare subsp. vulgare (domesticated barley), 784 nucleotides. RefSeq lists its product as uncharacterized. NCBI's taxonomy places the organism in Eukaryota, Viridiplantae, Streptophyta, Magnoliopsida, Poales, Poaceae. The coding region runs from base 146 to 478 and encodes 110 amino acids. The transcript has a single exon. The record is from RefSeq and is a predicted model, not a curated record.
GCCGGGCAGCAGACACAUACGUCCAAUCCAUAUGGCGGCCAUGAGAGGUGCCCAGUACCAAAACCACGAUCCACUAUAAUUAAACCAGUACUGAUCAUAGCUAGCAUAGCACUCUCCGGCAGUACAGUUGACUAGCUAAGCAAACAUGGGCAGAAAGGUGUGCAUCUGUCUUGCGAUCCUCGCGCUUGUUCUGCUCGCUGGCCCGGGAGCGAAGGCUUCACCCUUCGCCGGCGGCCCCGCCAGCAUGGACGCGGCGGUGGCGGUGCGGGAGCGGAUGUCGUCGAUGAAGCUGGAGGAUGGCGUGGCGCCGGAGCUCGCGAUGGACCUGGAGCUCCACCGUCGCAUCCUCGCCAUCAACGUCGGCCAGAGUGCCCUGGACGGCAACAGGCCGAGCUGCAUCAAAAACUGCCCGGCGAGCGGCGGCGCGUACACCGGCCGGGGCUGCCUCAAAAAAUACGGAUGCAACGGAGGAAGCUGAAUGCAACGGCACUGCCGUCGCCGUACAUGAGUAUUGGUCUUCAUGUUCUUUUUUUCAUUUCCACUUUCGUAUGCAUUUCAGUACUCUGUGUCGAUUCUAUCGCUAUGUACCUUCAAAAAAAAUUAUUGUUCUAGGAUGAUACGUCUUGAAGUAUAACUUGGCAUAUGAAGUCUUGUUAUACAAUAUUGUGAAGUGGCAGUGAUCGUGUCAUCCGGACUGAUUAAGUGAUUAUCCAUUCAGUGUUGUAUGCCUUACAUCCAUUCUGUGGUUAAACACAAGUGGAAAAAAUGACCCACUUUUGCAUAA